CGUAAUAAAAACACAGAGGAAGAAGGGAAUAAACAUGGCUGCCUCCAUUGCAAUGUCACGUUCUUAAGACUUCUUGUGCUGCUGAAGUUUAAUUUCGAAGAAACCUGGGAGCUAAUAUUUUUGAAUUAACACUGGAGGUAUCCAGACGGUAGUACACUGCAGGUUUCGUGCAACAUUAAUCCACCAUGGUGCAUCUCUCAUCUGCUCUUCUGAGGCGGUACCACGGGGGGCUUGUCAUCAUUAGGCUGGCGCUGGGUGGCUGCACAAACCGACCAUUUUACCGCAUCGUGGCAGCUUUUAACAAACGGGCGCGGGACAGCAAAUACAUCGAGCAACUGGGAACAUACGACCCCCUUCCCAACAUAUACAACGAAAAGCUUGUCAGCUUCAACUAUGACAGGAUCAAAUACUGGAUCGGCUGUGGCGCCCACACAACAAAACCCGUAGCCAAACUCCUAGGUCUGGCUGGGUUCUUUCCUCUCCAUCCCAUGACUGUGACCGCAGCUGAGCGUCUGAGAAAGCUGGCCGCACAGAAGGAACAGGAGGCUUCUGGGAGUGGAACAGAGGAGGGACAGGGCAAAGAAGAGCAGCGGCAAGAAGCAUAAUCCACCACCACCAAGUCUGGGCAUGUGUCCACGAAAAUGUCUGAACUCUUCUGUAUAUGUUGACAUCCUCAUUUUGAUUUUUGAAUUUUUUUUGCAGCCAUUUCCUCAUCCCUUCCAAAAUGCUUUGAAGGACGCUUUGGCCUUUGCAUGUUAAAAUAUGAAAUGCAUUGUGAGAUUUAUAAUGUAUGCAGUAAAAUUCUGUUUUAAAUGAA
Messenger RNA from Paramormyrops kingsleyae, 817 nucleotides. It is a transcript of the gene mrps16, whose product is annotated as mitochondrial ribosomal protein S16. NCBI's taxonomy places the organism in Eukaryota, Metazoa, Chordata, Actinopteri, Osteoglossiformes, Mormyridae. Gene Ontology annotation, molecular function: structural constituent of ribosome. Gene Ontology annotation, cellular component: ribosome; mitochondrial small ribosomal subunit. The record is from RefSeq and is a predicted model, not a curated record. Gene Ontology annotation, biological process: mitochondrial translation.